Molecule: messenger RNA, 1665 nt
Organism: Maylandia zebra (zebra mbuna)
Lineage: Eukaryota; Metazoa; Chordata; Actinopteri; Cichliformes; Cichlidae
Gene: pisd
Product: phosphatidylserine decarboxylase
Biological process (GO): phosphatidylethanolamine biosynthetic process
Cellular component (GO): mitochondrion
Molecular function (GO): phosphatidylserine decarboxylase activity
Source: RefSeq, a predicted model, not a curated record
UGUUUGGCUAUCAGGAUGUUACGGGGAGCGGGGCUUCGUUCCAGUAGUGCUCUUACGCACGACGUCAUACGUCACGUCCGGAAACACAAGAUGGCGGCGGCCUUUCGGAGGGUAUGGAGCAGCGGCAGAGUUUUCUCUCAGAGCUGCAGACGCUUCAGCACAGGACGUGGGCUUCUGCCAGGCCCCCGGCCCCUGCCCUUCCUAUUGGUGACUGGUGGUGGUUACCUUGGUUACAAGCAGUACCAGAAGUGGGGCCAGGGGGAGGAUGGAGCCCCGCCCCCUGUGGCUACACCCACACAGGUGGCAUUGUACCGUUCCUUCCCUACUCGACUCCUCUCUCGGGCGUGGGGUCGUCUGAAUGGGGUGGAGCUCCCCACUUGGCUUCGGAAACCCAUCUACUCCCUGUAUAUCUGGACCUUUGGCGUGAACAUGCAGGAGGCAGCAGUGGAGGAUUUACAUCAUUACAGAAAUCUAGGAGAAUUUUUCAGGCGACGCCUUAAACCUGCAGUCCGACCACUCUGCGCCUCCUCCUGCCUGACCUCUCCGGCUGAUGGAAGGAUCCUCCACUUUGGUCGCGUAAAGAACUCAGAGGUGGAGCAGGUGAAGGGGGUCACCUACAGUCUGGAACAUUUCCUCGGACCACAGAAGAGGCGGUGCAAAGACUCCUCGUCGUCCUCCUCCUUCAGGGACGACCUCCUCUCGUCUCCCGACAGCGACCUUUUCCACGUUGUCAUUUACCUGGCUCCAGGUGACUACCACUGCUUCCAUUCGCCCACAGACUGGAGGGUGGAGCUUCGGCGUCACUUUCCAGGCUCGUUAAUGUCGGUGAACCCAGGCGUUGCUCGUUGGAUCAAAGAGCUCUUUUGCCUUAACGAGCGUGUGGUUCUCACCGGCCAAUGGCAGCAAGGCUUCUUCUCAUUAACGGCGGUCGGUGCCACGAACGUCGGUUCAAUCAGAAUUUACUUUGACCAGGAGCUUCAGACCAACACACCUCGUUACAGUAAAGGCUCCUUUCAUGAUCACAGCUACAUUGCUGACCAGACGGUGAAGUUUGCUGGUGAAGGGGGCGUGGCCUUACAGAAGGGAGAGUCGGUCGGGGAGUUUAACCUGGGCUCCACCAUCGUUCUGCUUUUCGAGGCCCCCAAAGACUUCAGCUUCAACCUGCAGCCUGGCCAACGAAUCAGAGUGGGAGAAGGCCUCGGCAGCCUGUAAUUGGAUGACUUACAGGCUCAGGGGGCAGGGCCGGAUCAGAGACAGAUUUUAAGAGAGGAGUUUUAGGAAUUCUGGGUAUUUUUCUCUGCGGAGUACUCGAAAUAGAUGCUUAUCACAACAAGCACACAGACUCCCAGAAUGCCUUGUGCCCGUGAGCGGGAAAUGCCAAACCCCUCCCUCUCUGUCCCUCUCACUCAGAGACUCGACCAGCAGCUGAACACAUUCCUGUUUGAAUGUUUCAAACUUUAUUGCUCACAGGUUUUUGUUAGCAUCAGCUAGCUCACAUCUGAUUGGAGGCCAGUGAUUGGUUGAAGGGUUAUUAUUACUAAUUUGUCUCAUUAAUCUUGGUUUUUUUUGUUGUUUUUUUUGUGGGAUUUAAAUGUGACACCUCCUCCAUUUUCUCUGCUUUUGUAAAAGAUCUAAUUAUGAAUAAAGUUUUUUUUUCUUUUUAAA